Molecule: messenger RNA, 2251 nt
Organism: Eucalyptus grandis
Lineage: Eukaryota; Viridiplantae; Streptophyta; Magnoliopsida; Myrtales; Myrtaceae
Exons: 1
Coding region: 639-1979 (446 amino acids)
Source: RefSeq, a predicted model, not a curated record
UUUUCGGGCACACGCUUCUCUGUUUUUCCCCCCCUUCAAAAAGCUCUCUCCUUUUGAGCCGCUGAGGCCAGACGGGUCUUGGGUUUUUGUGGGGGCGCCCGUAAGCGUUGUGGGUUCCUCGCCUUUUUUUCUGGGAGGGACUUUUUUUGGCGCUGCCGUCGAGGGUGGCGAAGCUCUGUGCAGGGUUCUGCCCAGAUAAGUCCGUCGUCCCUUUCUCUCUGGCGAACGACAUUUUGGAUUGAAUCUUCAGGAGUUGCGUCUUGGGUGUGUGUGUUUUCUUUUGGGUUCAACCUGUGGUGAUUUUUAGUGCUGGGUUUGUGUGAGAGGUGAGCUGCAGUUUGGUCUGGUUAGGCUUGAUCCAGGAGAUUUUGUGGGAUUCGUGUUGUAGUGGCUGGAUUAAUGUUUCUGUGAUGGGAAAGGUGCUUGCUUGAGGAUCUGGGAACUGUCAGAAGGAUCCCAAAGAGUGAGUAGAAUUUGCUUGAGCUGGGUGAGGAAAAAGAUGGGUUUGCUUCGUUUUGGCCCUCAGGGUAAAUGAAUUUGCGUUGGCAGAUGGCUAUGCUCGCUUGAAAAAUUUAUCAAAUAGGGUUUUAAGUGAGAUAAGCUCGCGUGUCUUGAUUAAUUGUUGUUUGGGUAAAGCAAUGGAAGGGAAUAUGUCACAAGGAGGUAUGAUCCCGGGUAAUCCUGCAUAUGGAGGUCUAGAUUUGCAGAGAUCAAUGCAAAUCCACGGUCAAGCACAACAAUCACACACGCUUCAUCAGCCACAUCACUCUCAUCCUCGCCAAACGCCUGGAGUCCACCCCUCGAUCCACGAGGGUUUCCCACUUACCAUGGGAGCGUUGCCAGGUUGCGAUCAGAUGAUCUCUGUGGGAGAUUUCAACAAAGGGGAGAGGUGCAAGAACUCGGCAAGCGAUGACGAUGAUCCAAGCUUUACCGAAGAUGGUAUCGAUAAUCAUAAUGAUGUAAGCAAAGGGAAAAAAGGGUCACCAUGGCAAAGGGUGAAAUGGACUGAUAAGAUGGUUAGACUUCUGAUCACCGCCGUCUCCUAUAUAGGUGAAGAUUCGGGUUCAGAUUGUGGGGGUGGGGGACGAAGAAAGUUUGCUGUCUUGCAGAAAAAGGGUAAAUGGAAGUCAAUUUCGAAGGUCUUGGCUGAGAGGGGUUACCAUGUCUCACCUCAGCAGUGUGAGGAUAAGUUCAACGACCUUAAUAAGAGGUACAAGAAACUCAACGAUAUGCUUGGUCGGGGGACUUCUUGCCAGGUGGUUGAGAAUCCUGCACUUUUGGAUAUGAUAGAGUUCCUUUCGGAGAAGGAGAAGGAUGAUGUCAGGAAAAUUUUGAGUUCAAAGCAUUUGUUCUAUGAAGAGAUGUGCUCUUACCACAAUAGCAAUCGGCUACAUUUACCUCAUGACCCAGCCUUACAACGCUCUCUGCAGCAGGCUCUCAGAAGUAGAGAUGAUCAUGAGAAUAAUGAUGUCAGAAGAAACAACCCUGAUGACUUUGAUGAGGACGAUCAAGAUGUGGAUAAUGAUGAUCACGACGAACAUGAGGAGAAUUAUGCUCCUCAUGGUGAUGGCAGGACAAUGUGUGGGGUUUUAAAGGGUUCUGCGAAGAGGAUGAAGCAAGCCCAAGGCCAUGAAGAUUUCAGUUUUGGUUCUUCUUUGAAUGUUCAAGAGUUCAACAAAAGCUCCCAUUCCCAUUCUCAUAUGGUACAUCCUGAUAUGAAUCAAACUUUUUCAGAGAACAGGGCUUGGUCACAGAAGCAGUCGAAUGAAUCUCGUUCACUUCAACUGGAAGAACAGAAGUUACAAAUUCAAUAUGAGAUGUUGGAGUUGGAGAAACAGCGCUUCAAAUGGGAGAGAUUUUGCAAGAAAAGAGACCGCGAAUUAGAAAAGAUGAAAAUGGAAAAUGAAAAGAUGAAGCUUGAAAAUGAACGUAUGGCCUUAGAAUUGAGACGAAAGGAGAUGGGUGUUGACUUUAGUUAGACAGAUAGCGAGGUCAGUCUUGUCCUUUUUGAGAUUAUCAACAUGAAAUGCAGCUUUCCUUCUGUGGCUAGUAGCUGCCAUUAAAUAUUCAGUGGAGUGGUGCUACUCAAAUUCCAGUAGUUGAUGUUUAUUGCAAAAGAGAGAAAAUAUUCCGCUAGUAGAUGAGUGGCGAUAUGUGACGGUCUGUUUCUUCUUGUUGACCCUCAUCUUGUAAUGUCUCUCAUGUACUUGGUUUUACUUGUGAUAUAUCUUUAGCCACCAGAUUUUUGCCU